Colletotrichum aenigma is the source of this 948-nucleotide messenger RNA. RefSeq lists its product as uncharacterized. The record is from RefSeq and is a predicted model, not a curated record. The transcript has a single exon. NCBI's taxonomy places the organism in Eukaryota, Fungi, Ascomycota, Sordariomycetes, Glomerellales, Glomerellaceae. Bases 1 to 948 code for a protein of 315 amino acids.
AUGAUGGAUAUUGACGAGCCUUCGCCUAGAAACGAGUGUUUCUUGGAAUCGCCCUGUGCCCAGACUUUCCAUCGAUUCCACCAACUCCCUCCGGCCAUUCGACUAAUGAUAUGGAAAGAGUUCUACCUCAUCCCACGCCAGUUCCUCGCGCAUUGGGAGGGCUACGAGGAUCUUAUAGGGAACGAUACUAUCUUAUUAUCUUGGGAUUUAUACCCCGUUGCCCCAGGCCACAACUGGAACGCGAAGAGUUACUACUACUCCAUCGACAACACCAUUGAUCGUAUGUCGAGGUCCGUCGCUCGCAGCCUUCGCAAGCGGUUCGGCUUUCCUACAUAUCUUCGCAAGAGCCUAGACCCCUGGUCAAUCUCGCAACCACCUGAGCAGGGCCUGAGGUCGGACGUCAUGAUCAACUGGGAGGUGGACUUUAUAAACCUGAGCAGGGAGACUCCUCAAGUGUACCUGAUCGACGACUUGCCGCAUCUCCAGUGGCUCAGAUACGUCGAGAACAUCGUCGUCGAAACGUGGUUCAGCGAGUGUAAGUCAAUCAUCGAGAACAUGAACGGGCUCACAUCGGAGAACAAGUGGCUGCUGGAGAUGAGGCACUGGCUCCCAAACCUCAAACUCAUACAGCGUGAGUUCACCAACGGGGCGCCAGUCGUUCUAAACGAAUGGGCAUUUUUCCAGACAAGCUAUCUACUUCGCGAGGCAGAAGAUACCCCGCAGAGCUGGAGGCAUACAAGGCAAUUUGCGACUGACCUCUAUUGGCAAUCCUGGAUUUUUUUGCCCAAGACACCUCAGUGGACUUCUUUUCUAGAAAGAUUACAAAGUAGUGGUGUCGAACUUCGAGAUGUGAUGUCGCAGGAAAUUGAGUUGUAUGACGAGGUGUUGGGCAGUAGAAGACUUUUCCAAGGGCUCGAGCAAAUCGAGGCGAAGGAAUGGGACUCGUGA